Emiliania huxleyi CCMP1516 is the source of this 600-nucleotide messenger RNA. RefSeq lists its product as hypothetical. The coding region runs from base 1 to 600 and encodes 199 amino acids. The record is from RefSeq and is a predicted model, not a curated record. The transcript has a single exon. Lineage: Eukaryota; Haptophyta; Isochrysidales; Noelaerhabdaceae.
AUGAGGUACAUUUUCCUCGACAUCGACGGCGUCUUGCAUCCAGCGACGGCCGGCACCGACCGCCAGUUUUCUCCAAACUGCUUGCGAGCGCUGCGGACGAUUGUUGGCGCCACAGGCGCAGCUCUGAUACUCUCGUCGUCGUGGCAGUCGUCGCAGGCCGCGGCAGAGGUGGUGGACGAGGAGCUGGCGCGGUGGGGCCUGCCGCGGUGCUCAGGGCGCACGUCAGCCGGGCCGACCGGCGUUGGCGCAGCUGCACGCGCGGGCGAGAUCUUGGCUUGGCUCGCGGCGAAGACAGAGGUCGAGGCGUGGGUUGCUCUCGACGACCUGCCACUGCUCGCGCACCGAUCGUACGGCCGCUUUGUGCAGACGGAUCCGGCGGUCGGCCUAACAGAGGCGGAUGCAGCUCGAGCCAUAGCGCUGCUAGGCGGGCCUGCGGACGACGCACCGUCGCUGCCACCGCCGCCGACCGAGGAGGAUCUCGCCGCGACCCUGCUCUCUCCGGCGGCAAAGUCGCGCGAGCGGCGCCUCCUAUCCGCCUCGGUCGACCACACCGUCUUGGGCGGUGCUGCCUUCAGCUUCUUUGCCUCCCCCUCGCGCUAG